This is a messenger RNA of Symbiodinium necroappetens, 553 nucleotides long. NCBI's taxonomy places the organism in Eukaryota, Dinophyceae, Suessiales, Symbiodiniaceae. The record is from the annotation of a GenBank genome assembly.
GCUGCACUACUUUGAGCUGACAAUUUGGAGCCACGUGCGCGAUGAUGGGGGGCGUGUAGCCUCGACCAUGGAGCAAGACGAUCACUAUGCAGCGCUGGGGCUGACGCCAGAAGCGAACGAGGGGGACAUUCGCCAAGCAUACAAGAAGGCCGCCUUGCGCUGGCAUCCCGACAAGAAUCCAAAGGCCAAAGCCGAAGCUGAAGCGAACUUCAAGCGCAUAGCGGCCGCCUAUAAGGCUGGAGUGGAGCUUGGUCACGUUCUGGUUCUGAGCAAAACCGUUAGGUUUACGGUCUCCAAGCAGCAGAGUGACUUGAUGGCUUCGGCUCGAAAGCUGCUUAUUCGCGGCAGGGGCUGGCCCUGGAUCCGCGAAGGCGCGCUCCAAGCCCAGAGCCACGGGUCUGCCGACACCGAUCACUCGGAUGCCGUGCGGCCCUCGCAAAAAGGGCACAGGUUGCGAACUUUUGCCUUCUGCAAACCAAGGCCGGAACCGGCCGUGGACCUGCAGGAGGCAUUCAACCUCUUCGAAGACUUCUUCGGACACGACCCUUUCAAG